AUGCCCGCGCGCCCCGGACGCCUCCUCCCGCCGCUGCCCCGGCCGCUGGCCCUGGCCGCGCUGCCGCUGCUCCUGCUGCUGGGCGAUGGCGGCGGCGGGCGCGGAGGCGCCUGGGCCCAGGAGCCGGGGGCGGCGGCGGCGGCGGCUGCGGACGGGCCCCCCGCGGCGGACGGCGGGGACGGGCAGGACCCGCACGCCAAGCACCUGUACACGGCCGACAUGUUCACGCACGGGAUCCAGAGCGCCGCGCACUUCGUCAUGUUCUUCGCGCCCUGGUGUGGACACUGCCAGCGGCUGCAGCCCACUUGGAAUGACCUGGGAGACAAGUACAACAGCAUGGAGGACGCCAAGGUCUACGUGGCCAAAGUGGACUGCACUGCGGACUCAGACGUGUGCUCCGCGCAGGGGGUGCGAGGGUACCCCACCUUGAAGUUUUUCAAGCCUGGCCAAGAAGCUGUGAAGUAUCAGGGGCCUCGAGACUUCCAGGCGCUGGAGAGCUGGAUGCUGCAGACGCUGAACGAGGCGCCCGCGACACCAGAGCCAGAAGCAGAACCGCCCAGAGCCCCUGAGCGCAAGCAGGGACUUUAUGAGCUGUCAGCGAGCAACUUUGAGCUGCACGUGGCGCAAGGCGACCACUUUAUCAAGUUCUUCGCUCCGUGGUGUGGUCACUGCAAAGCUCUGGCUCCAACCUGGGAGCAGCUGGCCCUGGGCCUUGAACAUUCUGAAACUGUCAAGAUUGGCAAGGUUGAUUGUACACAGCACUAUGAACUCUGUUCGGGAAACCAAGUUCGUGGCUAUCCUACUCUUCUGUGGUUCCGAGACGGACAAAAGAUUGACCAGUACAAAGGAAAGCGGGAUUUGGAGUCCCUGCGGGAGUACGUGGAUUCCCAGCUGCAGAGCACAGAGCCGGAGGCCCCAGAGAGCGUCCAGCCUUCAGAGGCCCCGGCCCCUGAGCCUGUGGCCCAGGGCACCGUGUUGGCGCUCACGGAAAAGAACUUCGAGGACACCAUUGCAGAAGGAAUAACCUUCGUUAAGUUUUAUGCUCCGUGGUGUGGUCACUGUAAGAAUCUGGCCCCGACGUGGGAGGAGCUCUCCAGAAAGGAAUUCCCUGGUCUGGCAGAGGUCAAGAUCGCUGAGGUGGACUGCACUGCAGAGCGGAACAUUUGCAGCAAGUACUCGGUACGAGGCUAUCCCACACUGUUGCUUUUCCGCGGAGGGCAGAAGGUCAGCGAGCACAACGGAGGCAGAGACCUUGACUCGCUGCAGCACUUUGUCCUCCGGCAGGCCAGGGACGAGCUGUAGCACCCGCUCGCCAGUUGCCCGGCCUUGCGCACCCCGGCUGCUGGAGCCGAGUCAUGCAGGUGUUGUGGACUCUCACGUGGUGGUUUUUCAGAGAGCUGAAUGUACUAAACUUGCGGUAUCUUCUUUGUGUGUGUGUUUUUUAAGCCAACACACUCUACAGAUUCUCUAAGUUUCUCUAAGUAAACACAUAAGUCACGAUCCCUUCACUAAAUAUUUUCCGUGGCGAUCAGUCAUCCCCUUUUCCCUUCUUUUGAUGAAUCUAAAUGGUUUCCUUUGAGACUAAAACAGAGUUGAGGAAAAUCAAAUUGCUGAGCUGUUUUUGGCUCCUGAGUGAUGCCGGUGAACGCAUCACCUAAAGCAUUGUUUGGGACUGCCCACGAGUCCUGGAAAGGUGACCGUAGUGAUACUCCUCUGAUCUGAAGGUCAGAACUGACUUCUUCAUAACGGGGUUGGUUGGUCAGUAGCUUGGAGCAGAUCUAAAAACAGAAGAAACCCCACACCUCUGGAAGAUACCUCCACAUCCACCCCUGGCCUUGCUGUUUCUGUCCGUGCUCCUCUCCUCGCGAGAGGUCAGCCAUCCUGAAAGCAAUGGUACUUCUGACACGUGCCUGAGUAAGACAAUGCUGGUGCCGUAAUCUCGUGUGUGUGUCCGUGCUUCUGUCCGUUACCCCUUGCGAGACUUCUUUAGUUAGGGCAUCACAAAGAUGUGACGCCUCCCGCAGAAAAUGUGGGCAUGGAAAGUUCCACAAGGCUUGUCCUGACUAUUCUGUUAACUCCUACAACAGUUCUGGUGGUUGCCACCCUGGGCCAGAGGGCUGAGGUGAGCCUUCCCAGGCCCGGGUUUCGGGACCAGGGAGACCCACCAGCUGGAAGCAGCUUCCAAGUUGGCGUAGGGGCUUACUGUGCUCUGUCUGCCUCGGAAGAGGUCAGCUCUGUGUGUGUCACGAGUGGGACUCAGCUGGCCUCCAGGCCAAAGACUGAGGUAGGCGGGGCUGGGUCAGGGCUGCUCCGGGCUGUGGUACUGCCCACGCGGGCACGCUCGUAAGCCAUGCCGUCCUGCUUGUUGAGCACUUUUACUGUCACACUUGAAAAUAAGCACCCGUCAGACUAGGCUCCCUUAAGAUAUGUACCUGAAUGUUCCUUGCCAUCAGGUUACUUCUCGUCAUAAUCCCUCUGUCUCCAACACUCUUCACCCCACUAUCCAUGCUCAGGGUGGGCGCGGUCUGUGGACACGCGGUCACUGGUGGUGGGAAUCUGAGAAACGACCACUUCUGCUGUCUGCGGCAGAAGACAACAGAGCAGGAUCUCGGCCAGCCUCUGCCUUAAAGGAAAUCUUUAUUAAUUAUGUAUGGUUCACAGAUGUUCUUUUAAAAACCCCAACUUUCUAGAGAAGCACAAUCCUCAUGAGUGGCUUCAGCUUUGCAUCAUGAGUCUUGUAUUAAAAGAAAAUCCAAGUGGUACAAUUUGUUUACACUAUGAUACUUUCUAAAUAAACUCUUUUUUUAAAAAAAAAAA
Messenger RNA from Neogale vison (American mink), 2817 nucleotides. It is a transcript of the gene TXNDC5, whose product is annotated as thioredoxin domain containing 5. The record is from RefSeq and is a predicted model, not a curated record. Gene Ontology annotation, molecular function: protein disulfide isomerase activity. Lineage: Eukaryota; Metazoa; Chordata; Mammalia; Carnivora; Mustelidae. Gene Ontology annotation, biological process: protein folding. The coding region runs from base 1 to 1302 and encodes 433 amino acids. Gene Ontology annotation, cellular component: endoplasmic reticulum. The transcript has 10 exons.